This is a messenger RNA of Coregonus sp. 'balchen', 3923 nucleotides long. NCBI's taxonomy places the organism in Eukaryota, Metazoa, Chordata, Actinopteri, Salmoniformes, Salmonidae. The record is from the annotation of a GenBank genome assembly.
CGGCUGACAAAGCAUCUAUUUAAGGUUGUCCAUUUGAAGACUCUCCCCAUUUCUCAAUUUUUUUGUCCUGAAGUAGCCUACACCAUUUUCCUCUUCUGUGAGCGGACAAGCGCAAAUGUAUCGGUAAAUAUGAUGUGUUGUAUGUUUAAUAUUUGGGCAAAUAAGCAGAAUUACAUUACAGUAAAUGUAACAUCAUUUUGUGAACUUCUGGUUUAUGAUUUCAGAAACAUAAUUGCGUUGGUCGUAAUGUCACUUCCAGUGAUUCUGAGCCCUCAGGUUUUGGGGGUCGCGACAGACGGUUUGAGCAAUCUUCGUAGGUUUACUAUUACGCAUAACAUUAUUUCAAUACAACACAUUUUUAACACAAUUUAUAGUAAACUUAUAUAUUUUUUACUUUUUUAUUCAGAAGAUAUUGCAGGGAAGCUUAACUUCAUUCAGAGGGAAGGAAAUGUGACUUACGUGCGGGACAAGGAGCUGGCCUCGGAGGUUCCAACCGAGACCAAGUUCGAACUGUUCGAUCCAAGGAACACUUUACGCACCGCCAGAUUCACCUAUACCUGGGACUUCGGCAACGGGUAGGCCUGUGUGGACUUCGCCUGUUUAUCAUCGAAUAUAUGUUUUGUAGUUUUCCUUUUUAUAGUUAAGGCUAUACAUUUAAAUAUUAUGUGGUUGUUUUAUUUGUUAUUUAUUUAUUCGAUGUUGUGUGGUGCUGUUUUUUACUGUAGGGAUUACUGUUGUUUUCUAUUGUAUUGUCAGUGUUGUAUGUAUUCCAUCAGGGACCACAUAUCCCCUGGGUUGUCCCCCCCCCCAUCAAUCAAUCAAUCAAUCAAUCAAUCAAUAUUCUGGUUUUGUAAGAGAGGUCUUAAUGGGAUCAAAGCCGUCUGUGUACUAUAACUACUCCUCCUCUGGAAACUACACUCUGCGGCUGAGAGUGGUGGCCCAAAUGAACAAAAUCUCUACUCCACUAACUGGGGAAUAUAUCAUGGACGUUACAGUUUUGGGUAGGUAGACGGAAUACAACAUUUUUGUUGAUAAUUAUUUGAUUUGAAAUGGUGUGUUUUGGCAACGUUGAGAGGACAUCUCUCAUUAAUUUAGUGAAAUCCGUUUUUAAAAUCACAUUAUGUCUACCAUACAGCACUGGUCGCCAACAAUUGAGGUGUAUUGCAUAUCUCUGCUAUUUUCCAGACGCCAUCAGAAAUAUUGAGUUGAGCCCUUUGAUAUUCCAGGUUUCCAGAAACAACAGUCUGGCUGUUCAUGUGGAUGGAAGGUGCGUACAAUUUCUCAGUAGGCCCACACAAUGAACACAUACAACCUCCUAAACAUGUAUAACACAUAAAAUAAUCAGCUCAUUUAUUCUCUUUCUCUCGCAAUUCAAUUCAAUUCAAUUUAAGGGCUUUAUUGGCAUGGGAAACGUAUGUUAACAUUGCCAUAGCAAGUGAAGUAGAUAGUAAACAAAAGUGAAAUAAACAAUAAAUAUUAACAGUAAACAUUACACUCAGAGGUUUCAAAAGAAUAAAGACAUUUCAAAUGUCAUAUUCUGUCUAAAUACAGUGUUGUAACAAUGUGCAAAUAGUUAAAGUACAAAUGGGAAAAUAAAUAAACAUAAAUAUGGGUUAGAUUUACAAUGAUGUUUGUUCCUCUCCAUUUAUUCUCUCUCACUCUCUCUCUCCUCUCUCUCUCUCCUCUCUCUCGCUCGCUCUCCUCUCUUGCUCUCCCCUCUCUCUCUAUCUCCCCCCCCCCCCCCUCUCUCUCUCUCUCUCUAGUCCUCCCAUGUGGGUCUGCUGGAGGUUCCUACAGAACUGUGUAUCAGCAACCCCUACAGGCUGUCACCUGACCAUGCUGUAUGAGAACACCAUGAUACUGAACCACACCUUCACAUCUUUAGGAGUCCACUGUCUGGACAUCAGUGCCCGCAACGACAUCAGCAAACUGCAGACCUCCUACAGCAUCUUUGUGAGGAGAGAUCGUAAGUCAGGUGUUAUCAUGAGGUCUGUGGAGAUUUGGUCCACUUUAGUCACGCUAGGCUACAGUACAGUACAGUACACACUUUGUCCUCUCACUAUCAAUACAGUAUAGACUGUUUGAUAUAGUACAAAUGAUCCAUCUAUUAGUACAGUGUCGCUCAGCGGUUCUGGUAGCACAAGGACUUUUGAUGAUAAUUUACCUCUUUAGAGUUCAUGGUUCUUCCAGUAAUCUCAAAGUGAACCGAGUGAUAGUGUGUUCAGAGAAAUGAAAAGACGUCAGAGGGACAGUGGCCAGGGUUGAGGAAUACAGCUAAGGAGUUCUGGAGGAGAGCAAUUCAACGGUAGGACCCACACCCCAUACUGUAUAUGUCUCCUGUGGUGAAUUGAUUUGUGGUGGAUGGUACGAUUACAGAGGAGUUUCAGGAAGCUUGUGAACUCAUUGUAAUGCAUAAGAAAUAGAUUGUUUAAAACCAGAAGACUAAAAGAAUGAUGAAUGAUGGUUUGUGUAAAUAGGAACAUGAUUCAAUGGUGCACAAAGUUAAGACAAGAGGAGACAUGCUAAUAAUCAUGUGUGCAGACACUGGGGAGUAUGACAAUUACUAAUUGGGAGAUAAUUGUAACCAAGAACUUCUGACCAGUAUUGAAGCUUGUCUAACUGCAUCAUGUAAUACUGUAGAAAAACAGUUAUCUCUUUGUCUUCUUAUAGCCUCCAUUAACCUGCUCUUCACCCUGACGUGUGCUGGGAUCAUCUUGGCAAUCCUCGCCUUCAUCACUGUUAUAGCCUGUCGCACUAAGAAUGGACACAACAACAAAUCACAGGUUGGAGACUGACAGAGAGACUUGUUGAAGAAUGUUAGGCCCUGUUUCAAUACUCCUCCCAAAGAUAGGAGGCUAUUCUACAAUGUGUCCACAAGGGGGUGAUAUAUACCUAACAAAUUGACUAACGAUCAACUCCAAAAAUUGUCCGUAGCUGUAGAAAGCACUGUCAAGCGGUGUUGUAGUACUGGAGUACAGGAUUCAGUUUUGAUUCAGACUCAAGUCACGAUUCUCAUGACUCGUGACUCGGACUCGAUCAGUAUUGACUCGGACUUGGACUCGACCAGUAGUUGAGUUGUCAGAAAAUCUCUCUCUUUUGCAUAAUUCAACAUACUAGCUACAACAGCAAAUGUUAGAAAAAUAGCUAUAUUAUCUAAUCAGCCUUACAAAAGUGCAAACAUUGUAAUGAAAGCUAUCUUAAAAAACGGUUGGACCACAGCUUUUAGCACUACCAAGGGACUCGUGACUUGAGUAUAAAGGACUCAGACUUGGAUCCGGACUCAAGGUUUACUGGAAUCUACAUCACUGCUGUCAAGUGAUGGGAAUUUGCACAGUGCAUUUGUUCUUGUUCAAUAUGGAAUUACUAAGAAAUGUUCAGACAAUGUAGCCCUAUAAACACCAAAAAACACUUGUGUGUCAGUGUAAAUGUUUAUAUUUGUUUGUAUAUUUAUUAUUUUACAGAUAUCUAAGUCCAGUAACGCCACUUACUCCAGCAUGGACAUGGAACUACAGCCGCAACAGGACAUCCCUGGUAUCACUAGUGAUAUCUAUGUGUCCAGGCCAAAGAAAGGAGAGGUCCAACCCCUUCUGCAGCACGGGACCAGAUCUGUCGCCUACUCCUGCCGCAUCUAGUCUUCAUUUACACACUUUUGAUUUGGGCUUUGUGUUGGACUGAUUCAAGUCAAAUGUUAAUAGUUUGCUAAAAAUGUAUGGUUUGAGAUGAAUAUAUGUCACCAGUAACAUUGAAUUAUUAAUUGUCAGUGAUGUAAUAGUGAUGUAGCUUACAUUCCUCUGUCUGUGUGGAUUCUAUACUUACACUAUUUUGCCUUUGAUGAUCCCAUCCUCAGACCCAGCGAAAAGACUGACCUCGAAAACUAAAUAUCCAUCCAAGGGGUUUUAGAGCAGUGGUUCCCACUAUGAUGA